UAUCCUCAUUCCAAGCUUGAAAGCAGAAAAAUGAAUCAUUCUUGUUGCCAGUUUUUUAUCUUCUUAAUCAUCUUUCUCUUUACUAAUCCUGCGGCAAGCGACGAGCAAACACAAGAACGGAUCAGUUACAUUUGUCAAAUGGAAGAAUUUGGAUUUUGCAACCAAACUUUCAACGAGAACUUGAAAAAUCCAUCGACAGAUUAUGUUGGUCUGACCCAAAUAACAAUCAAUCAAGCUAUAAUCAAUGCAACCAACACACAUGCUUUUGUUCUGCAGCUUCUUCGGAACGCAACAGAUAGAGGAUUAAGAAAUGCUCUUGUUGUGUGUGAGAAUGGUUACAGCAUAGUGGUGCAGUCUUUUCAAGCUGCUUUCCAAUACUUUAACAAUAAAGAUUACCGGAGUAUGAUGAAGUCUGAAUUUAUAACACCGAGGGCGCAAGGCAGUUGUUCAACUAGUUUUAGUGUUCCUCCGUUUCCUGUCAACCCUCUGGUUAACCGAAACAGGGAAAUGCGGAUCAUCAUCGCCAUGGCUGUGCUCACAGGACAUCAGCUUGAUUAUUGAUAUCUAUAUUAUGUUUUACUGUUGCUAUUAGAAUCAGUACGAUGUUUUUUCUAAUGGUGCUAAUAAAUUUAUGUCCAGAUUAAUUCUGUUGGUAAUAGAUGGUUACUGAUAUUCCAAUGCUAAAGCUGAUUUUUUCUUUUUCCUAUUUAGAUAAAAAAAAAAGAUAACAAUUUAAGUGGUUUUGAAUUGAUGAAAUUGGCAUACAUAGUGCCAAAAAGGUCUUAUCAAAGUAUUGUCAUUAAGAGCAA
This is a messenger RNA of Mercurialis annua (annual mercury), 809 nucleotides long. RefSeq lists its product as uncharacterized. The transcript has a single exon. Gene Ontology annotation, molecular function: pectinesterase inhibitor activity. The coding region runs from base 31 to 561 and encodes 176 amino acids. Lineage: Eukaryota; Viridiplantae; Streptophyta; Magnoliopsida; Malpighiales; Euphorbiaceae. Gene Ontology annotation, biological process: negative regulation of catalytic activity. The record is from RefSeq and is a predicted model, not a curated record.